AUACAUACCAUAUAUGGAAGUCAAAGUUUAGCGCCUCUGUAAAUGUAUGUUUCUAGGUAUUUAGUAAAAAACCUAUAAUAUUUCUGAUAUGCUUCAUUAUUUUUGAUACAGCCCCAGCCCAUAUCGGCUAUUGAGGAUUUUAGUCAUGUCAUUGUUAACCGGGACGAUGACGUUACAAGCAAUGUGGUCAUAUUUAUGCAAGGUGACAAAGUUGUGAAAUUUUCGAUGGAGGACCGCGAUGCAUGUGAAUUUUCAUUAGUUUUGGCUGGGUAUUAUCGAUUGCUGACAGGGAAAAGGCUCCCAUUAGAGCGAGAAAAGGAACAAAAUGAUGAAGACAACGCACCUUCAUAUUUAUCACAACACACUGUAUUGCCCGCAGCUUGGAGCUAUUUGUUGCCUUUACAUAAUAGAGCGCACAGCAUAAACUUUCUCAUGACACCACCAUAUCAUCCGACAAAUAAAAAGGAGAAGUUGUCUGCUACUGAAAGUCCAGAUGCAAUCGGACCGUCUGACGUUAACUACUCCAGCAUUACGGAUAUUAAACCAAAACCAAAGAGCGUUUCAUUUGUUAGUAACGCUGCGAUGGAUCUGGAUAUUCACAGUGUUAUGGCGACAGAGUUACUAGAGGAAGCAAAGGAUUCUGGCAUGAGCGAUAGUAGUGGAGGUGGAAGUAAUUAUUGUGAGCAAUCAAACUGCUCGAAUACAAAUGAUUUUAUUGAGGCUAAAAAUGAAGAGGUGCUUCGGCGCGUGCAUGAAAUGCAGAAAAUGGUGGAAAACUCUGAACAGUAUUUGAACGAACAAUGCGAGUACGUUCAAGAUUUUGCUACCCGCCAGAAAUCAUCUGGGAACUUUAAUUAUUUCGGCCGAAUAAAUUCAUGGCAAAAUGAUUUGUUAAAUGCGGAACAAAUCGCGAACAAAUGGGGCGGUACAAUAGA
Messenger RNA from Rhagoletis zephyria (snowberry fruit fly), 935 nucleotides. RefSeq lists its product as uncharacterized. NCBI's taxonomy places the organism in Eukaryota, Metazoa, Arthropoda, Insecta, Diptera, Tephritidae. The record is from RefSeq and is a predicted model, not a curated record.